AUGUUCGGCCCGAAGAAGUCCUACGACAGCCCCCCUGCCGGCUACGGCCCCCCUGGGGAGGACUACGGGUACCCCAUCCCGUCGCCCCCCCCGGGCUCCUACUACGUGGAGGACCAGCCCCAGCACUUCUACAAGUGGACCUCCCCACCCAGCGUGGUGCGGAUCCUGGAGGGGCUGGGCAUCCUUCUGUGCGUGGCCAUCUUCGCCUGCGUGGCCUCCACCCUCGUGUGGGAGUACGGCUACGGGGGGAUCUACGGCGGCACCAUGGGGGGCUACGGCGGGGGCUACGGCGGGGGCCUGGGCGGCGGCUACUACGGCGGAGGCAUGGGCGGUGGAUACUAUGGUGGCUACGGCAUGGGGGGCUACUACGGGGGCAUGACCAACCCCCGCGCGGCCAACGGCUUCAUGAUCGCCAUGUCGGUGCUGUGCUUCAUCGCCCUUCUGGCCCUGGCCAUCACCAGUCUCACCAAAUCCGGCGGGGCCCGAUCCAGGCGCUUCUACUUGGUGGUCCUGGUGGUCUGCCCCCUGAUGGCCUUCCUCAUGCUGAUCGCCUCCAUCGUCUACAUCAUGGGGGUCAACCCCCAGGCCCAGAUGUCCGGCAGCUACUACAACUCCAACCCCAUGCUGGCCAUGUGCAACCAGGUCUACGCCGGGGGAGCCUACUACAACCAGUAUCUCUACCACUACUGCAUCGUGGACCCCCAGGAGGCCGUCGCCAUCGUCUGCGGAUUCCUUCUGGUGAUCCUGCUCUGCAUCAUCUGCUUUUUCGCCCACAAAACCCGCCAGAAGAUCUGGCAGUUUGGAAAGCAAAAUAUUUACUGGGACCGGCCACCGGCGAUGGAGGAGGGUCCCAACGUGGAGGAAUGGGUGAAGAACGUGGAUGGCCGGGCCAGCCCCACCGACACGGUCACCCUGGCCUACUCGGAGAAGCCCACCAGCCCCGUCAAUGCCCUCGCCAGCCCCCCCAACUACACAGAGAAGGACUACUACUCCAAGGUGGAUAGCCCUUUGAUGGGGCUGAUUUCCUGGCCUGUCUUUGCCCCCCCCAGCUCUCCCUUCCAGCCCCCCCUGGACAAGCGUGCUCGGACGCUGAGCUCCAGCACCUGGGAGGAGAAAACCCAGGAGCCCCCCAGGAAGCCCCCCGCCCACAGGGGCCGAAGGUCGCGCAAGAGGAGCCCCGAACUGGAGGAGUCCCAGUACGAGACGGAUCCCACCACGGCCAUGGAGUCCAGCGACGAGCAGGACCUGGAUGAUUGGGGCAGCCACUACCCACCGAUCACGUCCGACAGUGCCCGCCAGGAAUACAAGCAGGAUUUUGACAGCGACCUCAAGCGCUACAAGCAGCUCUGUGCCCAGAUGGAUGGCAUCAACGACCAGAUCAACCAGCUCAGCAGGCAGCUGGACCAGUUGCCGGAGGGCACCCUCCAGUACCAGGGCGUGGCAGAGGAGUACAACCGGCUGAAGGAGAUGAAGCGGACGCCCGAGUACCGCAGCCAGAAGACGGAGACCAAGUCCCUGAGGAAGAAGUUGUUCCACAUCAAGCGGAUGGUCAGCGACUACGAUCAGCACCGGGGCUGA
Protobothrops mucrosquamatus (brown spotted pit viper) is the source of this 1578-nucleotide messenger RNA. Its product is annotated as occludin-like. Gene Ontology annotation, molecular function: cis-regulatory region sequence-specific DNA binding. Gene Ontology annotation, cellular component: membrane; bicellular tight junction; transcription elongation factor complex. The coding region runs from base 1 to 1578 and encodes 525 amino acids. The record is from RefSeq and is a predicted model, not a curated record. Gene Ontology annotation, biological process: snRNA transcription by RNA polymerase II; bicellular tight junction assembly; positive regulation of transcription elongation by RNA polymerase II. Lineage: Eukaryota; Metazoa; Chordata; Lepidosauria; Squamata; Viperidae. The transcript has 7 exons.